This is a messenger RNA of Pogoniulus pusillus (Red-fronted tinkerbird), 1962 nucleotides long. RefSeq names its product N-alpha-acetyltransferase 60, NatF catalytic subunit (gene NAA60). The record is from RefSeq and is a predicted model, not a curated record. Gene Ontology annotation, molecular function: protein-N-terminal amino-acid acetyltransferase activity; histone acetyltransferase activity. Gene Ontology annotation, biological process: N-terminal peptidyl-methionine acetylation. The transcript is spliced from 7 exons. Gene Ontology annotation, cellular component: Golgi membrane. NCBI's taxonomy places the organism in Eukaryota, Metazoa, Chordata, Aves, Piciformes, Lybiidae. The coding region runs from base 510 to 1238 and encodes 242 amino acids.
AAACAAGAAAAAAGUUCCUGCCUAUAUCUUAGUGAGUUUAUUGAAGGCUUACACUGCUGGUGACUGUGGUUACCUGCCUGCCAAAAUAGUGCAGAUUAAGUGGAAGCUGGGCAAGUCUGAUUUGAAUGAAACAGCUAAGAAGGAAAUGGUGCUUUCCCUUCUUGGAAAAGGAAGGUAAAUAAAGCAUAUUACUACAAUAUCAUUACUAUCUUUUGGCCAGCCCUGAAGCAGUCAGGCAAUUAGUUUGAUGAUCACUGUAGGUCCUUUCCAGAUGAAUUUUUCUUCUCUCUUGCUGUCGUCAUCUCUAUCACCUUUCUUCUCUUCUUCCUUUCUUCUUAUUGUCCUCUCUUCUCUCCCUUCCUCUCUCUAUGGCUCUGUACAGGUUCAGCAAGGCCAAAUGCUUUAAAAAGCUAACUAGAGUCAUUGCCAGCAGCGCGCCCCAGCAGUCCCACCAGCUGUCCCAGUGCCCUUGCAGUGCAGGACUAGGGGACGCUGCAGCAGAGGCGUGAAUGACAGAGGAGGUGCCCCCGACUGCACUGACAGACGUAAACCUGCGUCUUCUCUGCCACGAUGACAUAGACAGGGUGAAACAGCUCUGUGGCGACUGGUUCCCAAUAGAGUACCCUGACUCAUGGUACCGAGAUAUCACUUCCAACAAGAAGUUCUUUUCCCUCGCGGCUACCUACAGAGGCUCCAUUGUGGGCAUGAUAGUGGCAGAGAUCAAGAGCAGAACAAAGGUGCAUAAAGAGGAUGGAGACAUCCUAGCUUCCAAUUUUCCUGUGGACACUCAAGUUGCUUACAUCCUAAGUCUUGGAGUGGUGAAGGAGUUCAGGAAACAUGGAAUAGGUUCGCUCUUGCUUGAGAGUUUGAAAGACCACAUAUCAACGACUGCCCAAGACCACUGCAAAGCCAUCUACCUGCACGUCCUCACCACUAACAACACAGCAAUAAACUUCUAUGAAAACAGAGACUUUAAACAGCACCACUAUCUGCCCUAUUAUUAUUCCAUCAGAGGAGUCCUCAAAGAUGGCUUCACCUACGUCCUGUACAUCAACGGCGGCCACCCACCUUGGACAAUCUUUGACUACCUGCAGCACAUUGGGUCAACGCUGGCCAGCCUGAGUCCCUGCUCCAUCCCCCAGCGGAUCUACCGGCAAGCCCAGAGCCUCCUCUGCAGCCUCCUGCCCUGGUCUGGCAUCUCUGCCAAGAGUGGCAUCGAGUACAGCCGGACCAUGUGACUGGGCCCAGGAUGUACAAAGAGCAAAGGAUUGUUCUUCCUCCCAUCUCCUGAACCAUCCGGCUCUGCACGGAUCCCACUGAUGACAGCUCUUGGUCAGUGACCCAGCCCCAGGAAGAGACUCCUCGUGCCACAGGUUGACCAAGAUUUGGCAGGCUCCACACCUGCAGGGCAGCAGCCCUGACUUACCCAUGUGUCCUGGAGCCUACAAGCUGCCUGAGAAGGCCUGGCUGGUGUGCAAGGUGCCAGGCUGUGCCCUGGCUGAAGGCCCUUUGCCUCACCCCUCUGUGUGCAUGUCGCACUGUCCUUGCCACGUCCCUCGCCUCCAGUUUGCUCCUACUUGCAUAUGUGACAGAGAGAGGUUCAGUUGCUGCUCCCACCCCACAGCUGCCGGAAGCAGUGCUGAUGAGGUUAAUGAAUGUGCACUGACCGAGCAUGAACACAAGCCCUGAGCGUCCUGACAGGCCACUGGCAGAAUAUUCAGCCUUGCCCUUGGUGCCAGGGAGGUGGGGAGCAAGGAUCACAUCUGGGUCCUGCCAGGUCAGCUGCUGGUGCUCCUUGCAGUUGCCUUCCAGAGAGGACAACUGCCUCGCAUGAGAACCCACCCAGCCCACCAGCCCUCUGGAGUCACCUAAAAAGAAGCAUCUAAUUCAGGAUGUAUCAAGUAGAAGGCAGGGAAUGAAAUUGCUAUUUCAUAGUGAAAUAUAUAUCUAUAUUAUACUGUA